GUAUGUUUUUAUUGAGAAUUUUUCCCUGAGACUGCUUCUCUCCUGCAGAGAAAGUAACUGAGAAUUAUCUCCCUCCUUAACUCCAUUAGCUGCAACAUUUAUUUGUUCACUAGCUGGUAAAUUUUGCUUAUCGCCAUAAACUACUAUAGUACCCAGCAUUUUAGCUUCAAAUGAUGCAGUGAUUUCAAAAUGUCCCUCCUUUCUUUCUCUCUAGGAAUCAGACCUUGAGGAGGUCUGGAGAGGGAUGUCCUCUUGCAACAACUCCAUCCCUCAGCCCUUGAUAUUUGUCCUGGCUGGAAUUCCUGGCCUGGAAUCUUCCCAUGGCUGGUUCUCUGUGCCUUUUUUCUUGGUGUUUGUUGUUGCUGUCAUUGGCAAUGCCACCAUUUUAUGUAUCAUCAGGGUGGAGAAGAGUCUUCAUGAGCCCAUGUUUCUCCUCUUGGCCAUGCUGUCAGUUGUUGACCUGUCUCUUGUCAGUGUCACUGUGCCCCGCAUGCUGGGCAUCUUCUGGAUGAAUGCCAAGGAAAUCAGCUUUAAUGCCUGCCUCACACAGAUGUUUUUCAUCCCAUCAUUUUAUGUCAUGGAGUCUGGGGUCCUUCUGACUAUGGCUUUUGACAGAUUUGUGGCUAUCUGGCACCCUCUGAGAUAUACAACUGUCCUUAGUAACAGCCUGCUUGUGAAGAUGGCACUGACUGUCCUGGCAAGGGCAGUGGCAGUGCUGACCCCAGCACCCAUCCUGGUGAAAAGACUGGAAAGCUUCCAAACUCACAUCAUUGCGUACUCAUACUGUGCCUACAUGGCUGUGGUGCAAAUAGCCUGUGGAGACCUCUCUGACCACAUUGUCUAUGGCCUUAUGGUUAUUGUAGCAUCUGUGGGAUUUGAUCUGUUUUUUAUCAUUCUGUCAUAUGGGCUGAUCCUUCAUGCUGUCUUUCGGAUACCCUCUUGGGAGGCACGGGGCAAAGCUUUCAGCACAUGUGGCUCUCAUCUUUGUGUCAUUGCUCUCUUUUAUUCCCCUGUUAUCUUUUCUGUCUUGGCCCAGGUUUUAGGCUAUCAUAUGGCUCCCCACCUACAGAUUAUCAUUGACAAUCUCUACUUCUUGGUGCCUCCCAUGAUCAACCCUUUGAUUUAUGGGGCUCGGACCAAGCAAAUGCGGGAGUGGGUGCUACGAAUCUUCCAUUGUGAAGGAGAUUGA
Bubalus bubalis (water buffalo) is the source of this 1189-nucleotide messenger RNA. Its product is annotated as olfactory receptor 52K1-like. Gene Ontology annotation, biological process: G protein-coupled receptor signaling pathway. Gene Ontology annotation, cellular component: membrane. Gene Ontology annotation, molecular function: G protein-coupled receptor activity; olfactory receptor activity. Lineage: Eukaryota; Metazoa; Chordata; Mammalia; Artiodactyla; Bovidae. The coding region runs from base 245 to 1189 and encodes 314 amino acids. The transcript has a single exon. The record is from RefSeq and is a predicted model, not a curated record.